AUGUCACAUAACAAUAAUUAUCAACAAAUACAAGAAUUAGUUUCUUCAAUUCCAUUAUCAACUAAAGAUCAUCUUCGUACUCAACAAAAAGAUAUUGUAUGUAAUGAUUGUGGUGGUAUUUCUGCUGUUAAAGUUCAACAUUUAUUAUCAACACUCGAAGGUACAACACAACUAUUUAAUACAACACCAUCAACAAAUAGUAUUAUUGAAAAUACAACAAAAUCUAAUAAUAUUUAUCGAAAAACUAAUAACCAAUCAAAUACAAUAAACAAGAAAAAAAAUUUAACAUGUAAUAAUAGUAAAAAAAAAACUUCAUUACGACGAACUAUGAAAAAUAAUAAUAAAAAUAAAAAUAUGAAUAAAAAAAUUCAACAUUCAACUAAACAACGAAAGUUAAGUAUUAAUCGAAUUCAAUCAUCACAAUAUAAAAAUAAUAAAAAACAAGCAAAAUCAAAGAACAAUAAUACAAUUAAAAUUAAGAAAUUAUCAUCGAAAAAUAAAUUAAAAUUAAAAUAA
Rotaria sordida is the source of this 516-nucleotide messenger RNA. The record is from the annotation of a GenBank genome assembly. NCBI's taxonomy places the organism in Eukaryota, Metazoa, Rotifera, Eurotatoria, Philodinida, Philodinidae.